AUGUCUGCCACCUCCGAACCCCCCUCUCCCUCCCCCUCCUCAACCCCCACCCACAUCCGCAUCUUCACCCUAAACUGCUGGGGUCUCAAAUACAUCGCCAAACACCGAAACGCCCGUCUCGCUGAAAUUGGCCGUCAGCUCGCAAUUGCCUCCCCGCCGCCCGAAAUCGUCGGUCUUCAAGAAUGCUGGACACAACAAGACUACGAAUCCAUCCGUCAGCAAACCCGUCACAUCCUCCCCUACGGCAAGUUCUACUUCGGCGGUAUCUGGGGCGCCGGUCUCGCCAUCCUCUCCAAAUGGCCCAUCGAGGAAAGUAGCAUGUUUGCAUACCCGCUCAACGGGCGUCCCACGGCCUUCUUCCGCGGCGACUGGUACGUCGGGAAAGGUGUGGCAUGCGCGCGCGUCCGCUUCGGACCCGGAGUCCAAGACGUCGCGGAGGUGUUCUGCACGCAUUUACACGCCCCCUACGAGCGAGAACCCAACGAUUCGUAUAUCUGUCAUCGAACGGCACAGGCGUGGGAAAUCGCGAAGCUUAUGCGCGGGGCUGCGGAGCGCGGACAUCUCGUUAUCGGUCUGGGCGACUUCAACAUGCUGCCGUCGUCGUUCGCGCAUCAAUUGAUCCAGGCACACAGCCCCGUCCGGGAUGCAUGGCAGGUCCUGCAUCCGGAUUCGUCGGUCGGCGCGGCCAUUGACCCCGUCGAGCAGAAACGGGGCAAGCCCGUACCUUCAGCGGAAUACAACCUUACGGAGAACGGCGCCACCUGCGACGGAAAGUUCAAUACCUGGCGGUGGUCCAAAGAAGAUCAGAAGCGCCUCGAAAAAGGCCAAGACAUCGUCGUCGACAAAGAUGCCCCAUGUCCCAAAGGCAAACGCCUCGAUUACAUCUUCGUCGGAGACGGCAACUACCCCCCAUUAUACCCGGCGCCGCGCUGGUCCGUCGAAUCCACCCGACUCUCAAUGACAGAGCGCCACCCUACCCUCCGCUGCUCCCUGAGCGACCACUUCGCCGUCGAGGCAGUUAUCACUCGCAUCCCAUCAGAGAAAGCCGCCAACGACACCAGUAUUACCCACCACUCUCCAGCCCCGAACGCCGCCCUCACACCCGAUACCUACGACCGCAUCAUCGACAUGAUCCACACGUACGUCCGCCGCGAGCGAUCACAGCGCCGGUGGCGCGUAGCGCAUUUCUUGGCCUCGGUGAUAAUAUCCAUUGGCUGCUUCAUUGGAGUGUGGUGGACAGGCGACCACCUACCAUACGUAGCAUUUAUUUUGGUUCUGGUGAGCACAUUGAGCUUUGGAGCGGGCAUUUUGGAUGGGUUGAUUGGCGGGUUGUUUAUGUCGAGUGAGUUGCGCGCGUUGAAGGAGUUUGAGUGGGAGGUUAGGAAUGCGAAGAUGAUUGCUGAGGCGGUUGGCGGGAAGGGGGAGAAGGUGGAGUAG
Messenger RNA from Aspergillus tubingensis, 1437 nucleotides. Its product is annotated as inositol phosphosphingolipid phospholipase. The coding region runs from base 1 to 1437 and encodes 478 amino acids. Gene Ontology annotation, cellular component: cytoplasm. Lineage: Eukaryota; Fungi; Ascomycota; Eurotiomycetes; Eurotiales; Aspergillaceae. The transcript has a single exon. The record is from RefSeq and is a predicted model, not a curated record. Gene Ontology annotation, molecular function: sphingomyelin phosphodiesterase activity.